Pieris rapae (cabbage white) is the source of this 7451-nucleotide messenger RNA. RefSeq names its product DENN domain-containing protein 5B (gene pns). NCBI's taxonomy places the organism in Eukaryota, Metazoa, Arthropoda, Insecta, Lepidoptera, Pieridae. The transcript has 24 exons. The record is from RefSeq and is a predicted model, not a curated record. Gene Ontology annotation, molecular function: guanyl-nucleotide exchange factor activity; small GTPase binding. Bases 260 to 4258 code for a protein of 1332 amino acids.
UCGAGCUUGCGUGUUUUGCUGCAGACUGCAGAGUGCGAACUUCUGUGUGUCUGAUAUUUCACGUAUACAGUGUUUAGGUUUUGAAUAAAAAAAUGAAUAUUUGAAGAUAACAAUUUAAGUAAAACAAUUACCAUUUACAUACCCUAAACCUGUAAAGUAUGAUUUUUCUGCGCUCCACUUAAUUCUAACAAUGAUAAAAUUCUAUGCAAGUUCGCAAGUGGAAGAGAAAGUAUCUCACAAUAGUAAAUAACGGGUCGAUAUGAAUAUGUCUGUCAGCGAUUUAUCUGUAGGAUGUCGAUUUGCAGACUAUUUUGCCAUAUGUGGUUUAGAUUUUGAUUCAGGCUUAGAGACGGACAGACUUUCAGGUGAUAACUUACAUAUAUCUCCACUGGACCGUUCCUAUAAAGGAAAAGUACUUGCACAUUAUCCUGAUAAUCUCCAUAGCAAUGCAUUUGAUGAGCAUGCUGUAUGUAUGCUCUGCUUGCCAGCUGGACUCCAAUUUCGCACUCAGAAGCACUCACUAGAACCAAAGUUUCACAGUUUUGUAGUAACUCGAGAAAAUGCAUCAAGAUACUAUGGCUGUAGCCUCAUAUUUUAUGAAGAAGUUAGGAAUCGUAAUAUAUGUAGUGCCAUGCAUACAUUGCAGGCUAUGUACAUUACAGAGUUAUCAAGUGGUCAAACCCCACCAGGGCAUAGAAAGAACUCAGGCAAGGAAAGCUCAAGAUCACUGCCAAGAUCAUUUAAGCUAUCACCUCAUACAGGAUCUGCUUUAACAUACUAUGAUAUAACCAAAGACAAGCUUUAUGUAGCCAAAAGUAUAGCUCUCAUAUGCCAAUACCCGUUUAUUCGGGUAGCACAGUUAUUUUUAGAGAAUUUAUUUAGGUCAUUGCCUCGUCAGCCAGGACCAGGUCUAAGUCCUGAAUCAUAUGUAUAUAAUUUAUUAUAUGAAGUGCCAGUACCUUUGCCGGGACAAGCCUUAAGGCUUUAUGUCCCCCCGCCAGAGCCACAUCUGGAUCCUAUACCAGUUGUAAUAAGAAUGCCAAAUCCACCGGAAGAGCUACCGCUCCUAGAUUAUCCACUGCGUGUAAUGUUCAAUAUUCUGGGUGUUGAAUGUAUUGUGCAAUUGUUUACUUGUGUGUUAUUGGAGCAUCAAGUUUUACUUAGAUCUACUGAUUAUAACAAGCUUAUGCUAGUAGCCGAAUGCAUAGUGUCAUUGUUGUUGCCAUUUACGUGGGCUCACGUAUACGUACCAAUACUGCCAGCGCCACUUUACCAUUUCCUCGAUGCGCCGGUUCCAUUCGUUAUGGGACUACACUCUGAUGGUACAACCAUAGUAGGAUCAAAUGGUCUCAGGAACAUAGCUCUAAGCUCCGAAGCGGCCCUCUGUUUAGUCGAUAUCGAUAAACCAGAUAUUCAGUUACCCGAAGAACUACCAAUAUUUCCUCAUAGGACGCCUUUUAUUGAAGAACUCAAUCAUGUAUUGGAUAAACACCAGAUACAAAGACCAGAAACAGAGCCAACGAAGCUUGGAGUACCAUUGAAUGGGACAUCGUACAAGCAUACGAAUGACGGGAUGAGUAGCAGUUGUACUUUACCCUCAGGCGGUCUUCGUCGCAAACACUCAUUUCACGAUGUGUUAGAGUGGGAUGAAAGUAGACCGUUGAACGCGUCGCCGCCCGGUUCCCCUACGAGGCGACAUCCUAGGAGAUUAGACGCCCUGCAACGGAUCGUUGAUAUUGUUAAGCGGACUGGUGUCAAUAUAGACGAUGUAGAUUCAGAGACAGUGAUGCCAACGACUAAGAAAGUAAUACUCAACGACGAAGAUCAAUACAAUGAAGACAUUCGUUUUAAUAUAGCGAUACGAGAAACGUUUCUUAAUCGAUUCGUUCACAUGUUCCUAAUGUAUGAGAACUUCGUUAUUAUGCCAGAUCAGGAUCGGGAUUCUUGGCUGUCUUCCCGUGAGUCUAUGGUCAACUUUGAUAAGGCAUCAUUUCUGUCCGACCAACCACAGAGGCAUAGACCAUUCCUUUCACGAUUUUUGGAAACUCAGAUGUUUGCGACCUUAAUAGACAACAAAAUUAUGGCGAAUUGGGGCGAGUUUGAUGCGAAUCUCCAAGUAUUUGAGCACAGGAUUAAAAUUGUUAGACGUCGCCUGGGUGAUGGGGGACUAGCUACACGCGGUUACAGCGUGUGGGCUGGCGCUGCCUGCGCUAAUAAUGUGUGGAGCCCCGCUGAAUUGGAAGUUGGGGCCCCCGGGGAAAGGCUUCCGCAUCGAGCUGCGUACUAUCGAGCGUUUCCUGUCCGUUUAGACGCGAACGCACUCGCACCCCCGCCAACGUCCGACCGAAGAACAAAUAGUUUGAAGAGAAUCAAAAAUGCCAAAUGGCAGGUAAAAGAUUGCCCCCCAGAGUUGCUACUCGGUGAUAUUGGAAGGCGUCUGUCGACUGAUGUUACACCAGCGGCAAUUGCACAAAAUAAUAGGACUUUUGUUGAGAAACUUCUUAAGGAGUGCAAGAGCAAAACAAAGCGAAUGCUCCUAGAGAAGAUGGGUACAGAAGAGAGUGACUUAGGUUUAGGUUCAGAAGUCUCAAUUACAGGAAUAGAAGAAAGUACAAUGAUAGCGUCACUAUGUGAUUUACUGGAACGACUCUGGUCUCAUGGACUCCAGCAUAAGAUGGGGAAGUCAGCUCUGUGGAUGCAUUUAAUGAAUUAUCAAGAGCUGGAACAGUGUAGUAAUAAUUCAAAAGCAAUUGAUCCAAAUUAUUUGACGCCAGCUUUGGCUUGGUGUGUUUUACGAAAGCGAUUGGAUUACCUUUCAUCAGUGGGUGCUGAAGUGGAAGCCCAGCAAUGCACAAGCACAAAUCGAUCCAGGGACAGCUCUAGGGGUGGAUCCCGAGAUAGCUCUCGUGACAGAUUGAGUAACUCCAGCACAUUGGAACGGAGGUCUUCCCAGCCUCAUAAUCCUUUACGAGCGUUACCGGAAAAUCUCACUUUUGAUAUGAGAAACGUACAAGCCAUGACAGAUAUAAAAACCGAAAUAGGUUAUGCCCGUGCGUGGGUGAGACUGUCGCUAGAAAAGAAGUUAUUAUCAAAACAUUUACGAGAACUUCUCUCUGAUACAACUCUACUGAGGUCUCAGUACAAAAGGACUGCGUUCUUGCGAUGCGAAGAGGAGAGGGAACAAUUCCUAUAUCACUUGUUAACGUUGAAUGCGGUUGACUACCACUGUUUUACGAAUACAUAUCCUACGACAAAGUUACCAUAUAGAGUACUCAUAGUGCCUUCGCGCAAGGCGAGUCAGACGACUGCCAACUGCUGGCUGUCCAUAUCUGGCGCUAAUGGAGAAUCGACGCCAAAGAUACCGAUCCCACGAAACACCAAUGAAUUUGUUUUUCAUCAUAAGAAUCUCGGAGUCCUAUCCACAUUACGAAUUGGUCACGACAAUUCGGGUUUAUCGCCACGAUGGUUACUCGACCAUAUAUACGGGAGAAACGAAGUCACCGGUCAUACAUAUUUAUUCCCAUGCAAUAGAUGGCUAGGCACUGGCGUAGAUGACGGGUCUACUGAAAGGGUGCUUGUAGCAGCCAGAUCUCGGCAGCGUCAGUCUAGGCAAAGUGAACAUGCGCAGACGGCCCUUUCCCCUACUACAACGCAUUUAUCAACCUCUACUAUACAGCAUAUGAUUGGUGACUGCGUUAAUGCGAUAGUUAAAUGGCAUUAUCAAACGAAGCGGGAAAAAGACGCCAACUCGCUCAGCGUGUUAUUGUGUGGCGAGAAUGGCUUGGUCAAAUGUUUGGAGCAAGCCUUUCUGUGUGGCUUCAAAUCUGCAAGACUGUUUGGAAAGAAUCUCUUUAUCUGGGACUAUUUUAUGAGAGUGAAGGACGAAUUCAAGAUGAGCUUGUGUGAUGAGGGGAAUUUACAAGGGAACAAGAGUUGUGGCGUUGCGUACAAUUGCCGACAGGACCAGGAGCACAGAGCUAUAUGGAGGUGUUAUUGCCACUUAAUGGAUGAGAUCAAUUCCGUUGGAAGGACUUUGGGAAAGGAUGGAAAGUUCCAGCUAUUCGUUUGUCUCAGCUUGCGUGAACAUUGGCUUCAUCGAAUGCUUGUACCGAUGUCAAUGACCCGCGUGACCACAGAAAUGUAUGAAGAACAAAGCUUCCUUCGCAAGCGUGGUUUACUCACGUUUUUGAGGCAAAUACUUGAACCGCUUGAUGAAUUUGAUAUUGUUCUAGAAAACUCUUUAACUCAAGGUAUUUAAGUUUAAAGGUACCUAUCGUUUUCAGUGAAAUAUCACAUUUAGAAGAUUGCUUUAAUUGCAGAUGAACAAUUUCUUACGUUAUCUGAUAGCUCUUAGAUAAUGGUUGUCGCAGUGCGCUAACUCAAAAUCGCUGCGGUACUAGACUUGACAAAUGACAAACGGUAUUGACAGUUGACACUUGAUGUUCGUUCGCGGGUUAUCGUGAAUUGGUUUUCGUGGUCGGUAACAUACUAACAGUCUGUUUAGAAAUAGUUUGUGUUACAAUGUAUGUCAUUACAAAAUGAAUUGUCAAACUGAUAUGUCAUCUGUCAAGGAUUACGAGUUGAUACACCAGCGCAUUUAAGAUAAUGCAAUGGCGCAACACAUAACAUCCAUAUCCAAUUGCAAUAGCGAUUUCUUAUCAAAUUGUUUAAUACUUUUUCGUUCUGGAAUUUGUUAGUUUAGUCAUACAAUAAUUGUGAUACAUGAUUUCCACUCUGUGCAUUUUUUGCUUAUUAUUUCAAAGAUAUGAUUCAUUGAUUAAUUUUUUUAUAAUUUUUUUUGUUUUUUAUUUGUGAGAUUGAUAAAGACAAAGCAUUGAACUAUUUCAGGUGUAUAGCUUAGUUUUAGACAGAAAUUAUGAUAAUUAAAUUUUCUCGACGUUGUUUACCUCAAAUUAGAAAUUUUAAGAGAAAUAUGUCCGACUUUACAUAUUAUUUAUAUUUUCUUAUUUUAAUAGUAGAUUUAGUCUAAUCAAAUGUAAGGGCUGCUCAAAUUAGGGAGCGUUCUAGUUUUUGUUUUCCUCUUGAAAACAUUAUGAUCAUCCGUGUCAAAGAAAUUUAAGUAGCUGUUAUAUGUUCAAUUGCAUGAAAAGAAUCUUAAAUACUCUUAAGAAAACGAUAUUAUAUUCGAUACUCAUAAAAGAUUUUAGAUUUAUUAGGAUAAGAUCUUUAAACAUUGGUGUUUUAGUUUUUAUUUUUGUUAUUUGAAAAAAACCAAAGAUAUUUUAAGGAUUGAGAAUACAAAAGACGAAAGGAAAGUGUUUUGCCUGAAUGUGAUUGGUCAGUGACGUGUCUGUGACAUACGUCAUCUGUCAUGUUUGACAUAUCACAUAUCAAGCUAUUGUGUUAUUUCGUUUAAUCUGUUCAUUAAAGUAACGAACUUUAAUUACUGUUUGUUCGCUUAUUUUUAGUCUUCUAUUAAUUUUUCACACAAUACUGGUGAGGCGAGGCGAGCUAUAAAACAUAUCGUCCAUAUGUUAAAAUAAUUAAAGCAAUCAUAAAUAAAAGACUAGUCUCCAGUUGUAUGGGUGGUGUACUUAUAUAAACUAAUAAAUUACUAAGCCUUGUUUACAUUAACAUUUUUAGUUUCGUUUCUUUAAUGAACGUAAUAGCAUCUCAAUUUUUUAUAAGUGAUAUUUUAAUUGCUUGCCAGAGUAUGGGAACCAAGACUCAAAAUGAAUAUAUUUUUUAUAUAUAGAAUCAAUUUAUUUCGUUUUAAAUUGUUAAACAAAUCUCUCAUUAGUGUGGCUGAGGCACUUUUUGACAUUGAGUUGUCUUUGGUAUGGAAAUAUACGUCACACAGCACAGAUAAGAAACAAAGUGGAGUAAUGUAGUUUCGAGUUAUUACUUAUGUGUGUUUUGAAGUUUACACUAAACUUAAAGUUACGGAAAUGACAACGGGAUUUACUUUAUAUUUUUAUUAUUUCAGUAAUAAAGCUCUCUUAUGAUCGAUUUUAUAUAUUUAACCAACGACUGUUUUGUCUCUUAAUACAAUAGAGAACGCACAAUACAUUAUACAAUAUAAAGGGAGUGCACAAAAAUGACAAUGUAUACAAAAAAAUGCUGUUUAUGAAUUUAUUAAUUAUUGUUAUUUUUUUAGUUUUUUUUAAUCGUUUAAUAUUGAAUAAUGUAAUUUUAAGUGCCGUCCUGCACAAUAAUUGUAAACAAUUUGUGCUGUUUUCAUUAUAUCCGUCUAGUUACGUUUUCAUGUGCCAAAAUGAAAUACAAUUUCUAAUUCCACGAUUUUGUAGCUCAUAAUUAUUUAAUUAAAAUAAGGUUUAUUAAGUUCAUUAUCUGGACAUUGUAUUCAGCUAUUUCGUAUAGGUUUCAACAGAUGGCGCGGUUUUGAAGUGACUGACAAAAAGUAUGUGUAACAUUGCAGUGAAAGCCGUUUAAAUGAAUUGUAUGUACUUUAUUAUAUUACUGUCCACUAGAUGGCGCGGUUUAACAUUGAUCCGUGGGUUAAUAUUUGUUUCUUUUCUAUUGUUAAAAAUCCACCAUCUUGAAAUCCAAAAAAAUAUGUUAAGAGGAUGGGUCACUUGAACUGUCAUUCGUCAUUAAUUGUCGUCGUCACAAUUUUUGAGACAAACGUGAUUUUUUAUAACAUAUUUUAAAUAAACAGCCUGUAUAUAUAUGUAAUUCAAGCAUAAAUAUCUUAACAACGUUUCAUAUUCUGAUAAAUAGUUGUAAAAAAAAUCCUUAUGCUUACAUUUAAAAAUCCAUUUCAUUUUGUAUUCUUGACGGCACAGAUCUCAAGGAACUCGAUUAUAUUGUGUAAAAAUAAAAAAUAAUUGUUGUAUGUAGUUUAGGUUAAUUAACAGCCUAUAUUCGCGGUUAUCAGUUAUGAGAGAGACAAUGUAUUUUAUAUAAAGAGUGUACCAAUUCUUAAAAGGUCGGCAACGCACUCGCGAGCCCUCUGGCAUUGAGAGUGUCCACGGGCGGCGGUAUCACUUAACAUCAGGUGAGCCUCCUGCCUGUUUGCCCUUUGUUGUAUGAAAAAAAAAUAUACGAAAUAUUGUACAAUGACGUUGACAAAAAAUUACUGUAACAAUAUUGACUACAUUCUUUGGACGUGUCAUAGAUAACAUUUGACAGAUACUCUUUCUACUCGGCUUCUAGAGAAUGAUUUAUAGCAGACGAAGUAAGUUUGGUCGGCUUGGCUGGCAUAGUUAAUAGAAUACUCUGGAUCUAUUUUUCUUGAUUACUUGUGUGUUAUCGUAUAUUUAUAUAAAUCAUUUCAAAGGAAAAAAUAAUUCAUAAGAAAAUCUUAAAUAUUUUUGAAAUUUCCAUUAUUUUAUCUAAGUCUUCCUAAAAUCAUUUUAUGUAUCUUAUCGGAACCAAAGAGCAUACCUAGUGGCUAAAAAGAAUAGUUAGAAAGCAUUAUUUUGCUGUAACAUAAACUUAUAACCUGUAAUAAAUGUGUUAAUUAGGUA